Megalops cyprinoides (Indo-Pacific tarpon) is the source of this 1146-nucleotide messenger RNA. Its product is annotated as uromodulin. Gene Ontology annotation, biological process: neutrophil migration. Bases 1 to 1146 code for a protein of 381 amino acids. The transcript is spliced from 9 exons. Gene Ontology annotation, cellular component: cell surface; apical plasma membrane. Lineage: Eukaryota; Metazoa; Chordata; Actinopteri; Elopiformes; Megalopidae. The record is from RefSeq and is a predicted model, not a curated record.
AUGAUCGCUCUGAAGAUGACACCCGCCGGUUUGGUGUUCGUCUGCUACGUGCUCGCCCUGGGUGCCGCCAUGACUCCAGCCUAUCAGGAUCCUAAGAAGGAACUCAAUGAAAUCGUCAUUUGCUCCAAUGACCAGAUGGAAGUGAUAAUUCCCAGCACCUUUUUUCUCAGCAAAGUGCCCCCUGUUUAUAUCUGGGACUUGCACCUUAACGACCCAGAAUGCCGUGGGGUGGAGGUCGAUGACGACUACAUCUUCACCAUCAAGACAAACCUCUCUGACUGUGGGACCAUCACGGCCUCAGAUGAUAGCCACAUCAUGUUCAUUAACACCAUACGGAAUAACGAUUCGGAUAUCAUCACAAGAAGCUACAUCAACAUUACAUUUGUCUGCCGGUACCCAAUAAACUACAUGGUCCAGCAACCCAAUGGAGAGAAUAUGAUCAAAGUGGACAUCAGGACAAUCACCCUUAACACAGAGGAUGGGAACUUCUCAGUGGCCAUGGUGUUGUUCAAAGAUGAGGAGUUUCAGAACAAGUGGAACACCACCCCUUUUCUGAUGCUUGACGACACCGUCUAUGUGAAAGCGUUCAUGAUACCAGCCCAUCUGGUGCUACGCUUGGAACGGUGCUGGGCCACUCCAACCAACGAUCCCUACAGCAGCGUCCAGUACACCUUCAUCAGAGACAGCUGCCCGCUUAUAACUAAUGAGCAAACACUGGCGGUGCUGAAGAAUGGUCAGGGCCCAGAGGCCUUGUUCCAGAUACAGAUGUUCAAGUUUGUGGGCAACGCCUACAAAGAUGUCUUUCUGCACUGCAACGUCCAGAUAUGCCACAACACAGCCGGUGUCUGCCAGCCUAACUGCUCAGGAGAGGACGCGGUGAUCCGGGCACGGAGGGAUAUUACACAGUCUCACACCGUGUCUUACGGACCAAUCAGCAGGCUCAUGCCCAGCAGUGACAAAACAGGCUUGAGCUCGCGGAAUCUGCCCCCGGUGGAGACGUUUGUCCUGGGCGGGCUGCUGGUAGUGCUGCUGCUGGUCUCAGGGGUGUUUGGGAAGCUAUGGCUGCGCACACGACGAUCCUACCCCACCCACGAGGCCCAGCUGACCCUGUCCAACAUCCACCGCCUCUCCGAGGUUGCCUCCUAA